AUGUGUUCCGACAAAUCUCAUCAAUUAACCAGUUCAGGAACCCCUUUCGCACUCCGCCCUUCAAUGUAUCACCGAAUCGCUGUUCCUUUUCAUAUCGAGAAGUUCGCCAGUCGUUUACAUUCCACCCUUCGUGAGACGUAUCAGGCUUUACGAACGCAAUACGUCACCGGGCACGUGGCCGUACAGGGACUGCGCAAACUUGGAAUCUACGACUUUGAUUUUUCAAACUUAGCCACACGAUCCGCUUACUAUUUCUUGGAAGACAUCGAUUCACUGGUGUUCCCCACUCCAGUGAACCCAAGAAUAGUGGAAGUUGGUUUCCACUGUCCUGUACUGAAACAGCUCCCAAAAGAAUAUUCUGAUUUUCUGAAUGACCCAACAUCGAAAGGCACAGUACUCGUCGCAUUCGGAUCAAAUGUUGUUUGGGACUAUGCACCUCCGGAAGUCAUGGCAGCAAUGUUGGGAGCCUUAAAUGGAUUGACUGAAUACAGGGUUGUGUUUUCCUACAAUGGUGACCUGAAGCAUGUACGCUUUCUAGGGCGACAUGUCAAAGUUACUCGAUGGGCUCCACAAAAAGAGAUCCUGGCCCAUAACAAGACCGUAGCCUUUGUUAGCCAUGGAGGAUUGAAAAGCCUGAAAGACGCCGUAUGCGGAGCUGUACCAGUUAUUUACAUCCCCAUUUUCGCGGAACAAUCUCACAAUGCUGAAGUAGCUCGAUUUGCUGGCUUUGCAGAAGUUCUUCACAAACAUCACCUCACAGCGAAUCGUAUUGAGCAGGCAGUGCGGAAAGUAGCAGAGACACCUCGAUUCAAGCAGUCAGCCGUUCGAAUAAAGACAUUCUACCUCGAUCGGAUAAUGCCAAGCCUUGACUUAGCUGAAUUCUACAUUCGACGAGCCCUGAAAACUAGUCCUCGUCCUCCCACCUUCAA
This is a messenger RNA of Cooperia oncophora, 929 nucleotides long. The record is from the annotation of a GenBank genome assembly. NCBI's taxonomy places the organism in Eukaryota, Metazoa, Nematoda, Chromadorea, Rhabditida, Trichostrongylidae.